CACCAACUGCGGGACAAGCAGUUAACUACCGAACUCCCUUGUUCGAAGCUUACGACCAGUUCAGCUGCCGCUAAGUACCAUUCCUAUUGUUAAAGGACCUCAGAUCAUGGGUAUUUUACGUUCAGUAGGACGUGUUGUGGUGGACAUAACUGUACUCCUGUUGGUUCUAGUUUUAUUACCAGGUCUUCCCCCAGAUGUGAAAUUUUCAUAUUAUGAGGUAGAUAAAACGUUACCCUUUGAGGGACCAUUGGCAAAGAAUGACUUACUUAACGAUGCUGGACGCAUUUUAGAUGGCAAGAUAACUGGUCCUGAGUCUGUAGCUUCUCGGGACCGAUAUGAGUUGUUCACAAGCUUGCACAAUGGAAAAAUCCUGAGAGUAUGGGGAAAGAACUUUGACCAUUUUCAAACUGUUGCUACUAUUGGACCAGGUUGUGAUGGACCUUGGCAAGAGAGUAUUUGUGGGCGUCCGUUAGGUCUGCGCUUUGCACCAGACGGCAAACUGAUAGUGGUUGAUGCAUAUCUAGGACUGUUUGCCCUUGAUGUUGAGACUGGUGAGCGAAUUUGA
Molecule: messenger RNA, 565 nt
Organism: Macrobrachium nipponense
Lineage: Eukaryota; Metazoa; Arthropoda; Malacostraca; Decapoda; Palaemonidae
Product: adipocyte plasma membrane-associated protein Hemomucin-like
Exons: 4
Coding region: 107-565 (152 amino acids)
Cellular component (GO): endomembrane system
Molecular function (GO): hydrolase activity
Source: RefSeq, a predicted model, not a curated record